AUGAGAUUUCUUGAUUUUUUCAUUCUCUUGAUAUUAAUAUCAGUGGCCUGGGCUCAAGCGUGGUCACAGGGGUUGCCAAGUUUAAGCCGCGGAAGCUCCUUGGCUGUUGCAAAAGAGAAUGAUUUCCUGGCUUCACCAAAGGGGACAUUCUCUGGUGGAUUUUACGAGGUUGGCACUAAUGCAUAUUGUUUUGCAAUAUGGUUCACUCAACUCUGUCAACAAGACCGUGGUUUGGAUGGCCAACAGAGACAAGCCAGUAAUGGAAGUUUAGAUGAUUCAACACGGGCUAUGGAAAAUCUCAUGGAUCCCGUUGACCUUUAUAUUGCCAUGUUCAUGGGUUGUGCGGUGAAAAUGGUAUUUGCGUUUACAGCCCGCAAUCAACUUGCAUUUGCCCUGAUGGUUUCAACAGAAAUGAUCCUUCAGACUGGAAGCACAUACAUGAGGAAUUGGCCAAUAUGGGAUCACUGUACUAGCCAUGGGCUUCAAACGUUCACUUAUGCGGAACUGGAAAGGGCAACAAAGAAUUCAAGCAAGAGGAUAGGAACUGGGGGCUUUGGGACAGUUUACAAGGAGUUCUGGAAGACGAAGAGUUAUAGCCGUGAAGAGACUGGGAGGUGUUUGCAAGGAGAUGCUGAAUUUUGGGCGGAGCUGUUCAAAGACCGGCAUGACACAAGGUUUUCCAAGGUGCGUGGCACGAGAGGAUACUUGGCUCCAGAAUGGAUGAUGAACCAAAUUAGAUGCAAAAGCAGAUGUGUACAGCUAUGGUGUUGUCCUGUUGGAGCUAUUGAGUGGAAAGACAGCCCCGGUUUUCAAUCAGCUAAUCCUUACGACGAGUGCAAUAAUUUGGUACAAUGGGCGACUAAACAGCACAUGACACCAGAAGGGCUAAGGAAACAUGCCAAAUAUAAUAAGGAUGGUAUACUUUUGGUUAAUGUGGUUAGUAUUUGGUCUGGAACCUCUAAUUUGGCAGCUAUACCAGGUGCUUUGAUUUCUGAUACAUACCUGGGCAGGUUCCGCACCCUCCUCUUCGGCUCCAUAUCCUCUUUUCUGGGUAUGGGAGUUAUGACCCUGACGGCAUGCAUACCUCACUUUAGACCGCCACCCUGCAAUGGAAGUCAAUGCCAAAAGUCUGAGAACUGGCAACUGGGCAUCCUCUUUGCGGCUCUUGCAUUACUAGCCAUUGGAUCGGGAGGCAUUAGACCCUGCAACAUUGCCUUUGGGCUGAGCAAUUUGAUUUCUUGAACUUAUCAGAUUAAAUGUUUAUUUCAUUAUUGGGCCUCGUCGAGCUCAAGACAAUUUUUGGCCCUAACAUACAUUCAGACUAAUGUCAGUUGGAUUCUUUCCUUUGCCAUACCAACCGGCUGUUUUCUUCUCUCUAUAAUCAUUUUCUUGAUCGGCUACCAUACUUACAUUCUCAAGGAGCCUCAAGGAAGUGUUUUUAUUGACAUGGCAAAAGUGAUCACAGCCGCUUUUAGGAAGCGCAGAGUAACUGUUGCUUCAGUUUCAAAAACCUCCCUUUACGAUCCUCCUUUGCCCGCAUCAGACUCAGAGACAACAAAUAUUCCACACAGUGAUAGAUUCUUGUGCCUUGACAAGGCUGUUGUGAUACUUAAUCCAAGAGAAUUGGAUGACCAAGGCAAGGCCAAGAAUGAAUGGAAGUUAUGUAGCGUGCUACAAGUGGAACAACUGAAAAUGUUGGUAGGAAUGUUUCCAGUUUGGGUAGCAGGAAUCAUUUGUUUCAUAGCCAUGGACCAAAAUAACACAACUGGAAUGCUUCAAGCAAUUCAGACUAAUACAAUAAUUGGGGGUUUCAAUAUGCCACCUGGUUGGAUGGGCCUAGUAUCAAUGCUUUCACUCUCAUCAUGGAUAUUCAUUUAUGAACGUAUUAUUGUACCUCUGUCUCGUAAAAUGACAGGAAAGAAAAGAAGAAUGACAAUGAGAGAAAGAAUUAACACUGGUAUUGUGAUGGCAAGUCUCAGCUUAUUGGUAGCUGGUUUUAUUGAAAAGAAGCGUAGGAUCUUGGCUUUAGAACAAAAGUCAUUUAAGUCAUCUCUGAGUAUUUUAGCACUGGUGCCACAAUUUUGCUUCUCAGGUUUGACAGAAGCCUUUGCCGCGGUGGCCUUAAUGGAAUUUUUAACUACAAAAUUGCCAGAAUCAAUGAGGACUGUUUCCGGAGCAAUAUUCUUUCUGAGCUUAUCAAUUGCAAGUUAUUUGAACUCCCUUCUAGUUAAUGUGAUUCAUGGAAUAACCGGGAAAAAUGGAGCUGCUCCAUGGCUUGGUGGCACUGAUCUUAACAAAGAUACCCUGGAGUAUUUCUAUUUCUUUAUUGCAGGCAUUGAAGUAUUAAAUCUUAUAUAUUUCAAUGUCUUCACAUACCGUUUUUUGUCGAAAGAAAAAGAUCUCAAUUCCAAAACGGAGGAAAAGCAGGAGACUGUUGAAUCUGUUUAA
Pistacia vera is the source of this 2448-nucleotide messenger RNA. RefSeq names its product protein NRT1/ PTR FAMILY 2.8-like. Gene Ontology annotation, molecular function: transmembrane transporter activity. Gene Ontology annotation, biological process: transmembrane transport. Gene Ontology annotation, cellular component: plasma membrane. The transcript is spliced from 7 exons. The record is from RefSeq and is a predicted model, not a curated record. NCBI's taxonomy places the organism in Eukaryota, Viridiplantae, Streptophyta, Magnoliopsida, Sapindales, Anacardiaceae.